AUGUUAUUUUAUUCGAUUCGUUUCUGUUUUUGCGCAUUACGAAAACUAGAAAUCCAAUUAAGAAUCCAUUAUGGCAAAAUCGGUGCUUUUCCCGCGUCUUUUCCCAAAUCAGUUAUAAUCUAUCUAUCUAUCUAUCUAUCUAUCUAUCUAUCUAUCUAUCUAUCUAUCUAUCCCAGUUGUAUGUCUAUCAUACUUUACAAUGAAAAUAAGAUGUCGCCUCGAAAUAAAGGAAUUGAUCAGCCUUCAAUUGUUUCCUUAUAUCUUGUUUCCUUAUCUCGUGUUUCUUUAUCUCUUGUUUCUUCAUCUCUUGUUUCCCCGUCAAUUGUUUCCUUAUCUCUUGUUUCUUUAUCUCUUGUUUCCUUAUCUCGUGUUUCUUUAUCUCUUGUUUCUUCAUCUCUUGUUUCCCCGUCAAUUGUUUCCUUACCUCUUGUUUCCUUAUCUCUUGUUUCUUUGUCUCUCGUUUCAUUAUUUCUUGUUUCUUCAUCUCUUGUUUCCCCGUUUCAUUAUCUCUUGUUUCCCUGUCAACUAUUUCCUUAUCUCUUGUUUCUUUGUCUCUUGUUUCAUUAUCUCUUGUUUCAUUAUCUCUUAUUUCUUCAUCUCUUGUUUCCCCGUCAAUUGUUUCCUUAUCUCUUGUUUCCUUAUCUCUUGUUUCUUUGUCUCUUGUUUCAGUAUCUCUUGUUUCUUUGUCUCUUGUUUCAUUAUAUCUUGUUUCCCCGUCAAUUGUUUCCUUAUCUCCUGUUUCUUUGUCUCUUGUUUCAUUAUCUCUUGUUUCCCCGUCAAUUGUUUCCUUAUAUCUUGUUUCUUUGUCUCUUGUUUCAUUAUCUCUUGUUUUCUUUAUCUCUUGUUUCUUCAUCUCUUGUUUCAUUAUAUCUUGUUUCCCUGUCAACUGUUUCCUUAUCUCUUGUUUCUUUGUCUCUUGUUUCCUUAUCUCGUGUUUCUUUAUCUCUUGUUUCUUCAUCUCUUGUUUCCCCGUCAAUUGUUUCCUUACCUCUUGUUUCCUUAUCUCUUGUUUCUUUGUCUCUCGUUUCAUUAUUUCUUGUUUCUUCAUCUCUUGUUUCCCCGUUUCAUUAUAUCUUGUUUCCCUGUAAACUGUUUCAUUAUCUCUUGUUUCUUUGUCUCUUGUUUCCUUAUCUUUUGUUUUCUUUGCUUUUGUCUCUUUAUAUCUUUUUUUUUCCUCGUGUCUUGUUUUCUUGCUUCUUCUUUAUAACUGAUCACCGAUAUAUUUGA
Messenger RNA from Acanthosepion pharaonis, 1227 nucleotides. Lineage: Eukaryota; Metazoa; Mollusca; Cephalopoda; Sepiida; Sepiidae. The record is from the annotation of a GenBank genome assembly.